AUGGACUCCCUCCCACUUGAAAUCCUCCUCGAAGUCGGGAAAUCGGUCCCGCCCCGCCAGCGCCCGCGUCUUCUCCGCGUCUGCCGCGCCUGGACCACCCUCUUCACCCCCCUAGUCUACUCAUCGCUGGACCUGACAGGCUCGCAAAUCGCGCCGCUGGUCCAGUCCAUCAAAGACAAGCCCAGUCUAGCGCCGCGCAUCAAACAUCUCACCAUGAGCGCCCUAGGCUCGAGCGCAGAGCUCAAAGGCCGCGCCAUCGAGAAAUCCACCUGGCAAGUGCCCUUCAUCAAAACUCUCAUGGCUGACCGGCGGGAGCCCGAGCUCGCCCGGAUGUGGCGCAACGGGCUGGCCGAACUAAACGGCGACUUCUGGGCCGCUGUUUUGCUCUUCUUCCUGCACGGUUUGGAGACCCUGCGCAUCGAGCCUGUUCGGGGCUCGUGGACGCGGAACGUUAUCAUGCUUGCGUUUAUGCAUCGUCCGCCAUUCGCUUCGGCUGAUCGUCCUGGUCCGAGGAACCUGAAGAAGUUGGAGUUUCUGCAGGGUCCCACGAACGAGCUGCUCGUCUUGGAACAGGACCUCUUCGGGUUCUUGAGAUUGCCGAAUCUAAAGAGCGUGCAUGUUCGCGGCGCCAUUACGCCCCGGUCCGUUGAGCCCAUCACCCCGCCCAAACCGAACGGCGUCGAGAGCAUCACGCUGGAAGCGAAAUGGACGGGAGCGCCCUUCGCAAUGCCGCACCAUAUCAAGGUCUGCACGAAACUGAAGAGCUUCUCGUUCACGAAUACGCUCGCGAACGAGGAGGAUGGGCCGCGUGAUUGCAUGCUGCGCGAGCAUUUCUUCAAGCCGCUGGCCGAGAGCCAAAAGGAGAACCUCGAGCUUCUUGAUCUGAAUUACCGCGGCAUAGCGUACGACGAUAUCUUCGAUCCGGCGGAGGACCGCGGCGAGAUGCACGAUUCGGAGCCGUAUGAUCGGUUCAUGGGCUCGUUUAGGGAUUUCAAGAACCUGAAAGACCUGGCUGUUCGCGCGCCCAACCUGUGCGAUAUCCGAUUUACGACAAUGGAUGACGCCAAGCUGCUCACGCCGCUUGUUGAUGUUCUUCCUAGGAGCAUUGAGAAUCUGUCCAUUUCGUUUACGGUCUCAAUUCAGCUUGAUCCCGUCUUCACGGGUCUGAGCCAGCUCCUCGCAGCACGGGAUCAGUUCCCAUCCCUGAAAAGCGUGACGGUAGCGUACCAGUCCGUCGAUGGCAGGAUCAUGAUGUACGCCCGGCAUUCCGAACGGACGAUACAGCUGGAAAGUGAGGUUUAUGGCUUUGGCUAUGCUGAUCACGAUGGCGAUGACCCCGACGACCACUUCAACAACCCGCAUUUCUUGUAUACGCUUGCCGGACAGGAGUGGGCUGCCGAGAUGGCUGCGGCUGAGGCUGAGGCACGGAGACGGGCUGGGGGUGGUUCAAGGGCGAAUGCACCGGGCGCUGGGGUAUCGCCUGCUUCUUUUGCAAGCGCCGAUGACCCUGGUGAUUGGGAUGAUCAUGACGAGUGUACUGGGCUGUGGACUAAUCCAACGGUGGUCUUCUUGUUUGCCACGAAUCAAUUUUCACAACACCACGCGACCUUCACAUCUGCCUAUCCGCGUCCUUCAUCUCAAAUCGUAAUGCAUCUCCCCAGAGAAAUCAUCCGCCUAAUCGGCGAAGCACUCGAACCCAAUGAGCGACCGAAACUUCUCCUUGUCUGUCGCCGCUGGCGAUCGACACUGUCGAAAUUGGUGUACUCCGCGGUUGAACUGCAAGGGUGCCAGAUCCCGUUUUUCGUGCACAGCAUUGAGGACAGACCAAAAGCUUUCUCGCGCGUCAAAGAAUUGACACUGCCCAAUCGGGCAUCGGUGCCAACAGCAAUGAAAUGGAGGACGCCAGAAGACCCUACUUGGAUUGACCGGCAGAUGGCGCGCUUCGCAGACUCGAUGGAUCAAAGCACCAUCGAAGAAUGGCGCGAGGAUCUCCUCAGAAAAGGGAACAACGAGUGGGCUGCAUUGCUGAUAUCCUUGCUGCGGAAGCUCGUCGUGCUACACAUUGAACCGUUACGUCCAGAAAUCGUUCGCCGUGUCCUCUACCUUGCGGGCACGCGCCAACCUCCGUUUGACAAGAAGAAAGCGCUACAUAAGCUUGAGAAGAUCGCUUUCCUGCUGCUGGAGCAUGUGGAUCUGUGCCCGGACCAGGAUCUUUUCAUGUUUUUUUCUCUCCCGUCGAUACGCAGCAUCCACGUACGCGGACGCAUAGACCCCGCGCUCGAAAUCGAAGCCAAACCACCGCCUCGAACGAAGAUCGAGGAGAUUAGGCUCGAUUUGCAAUGGAGCGAGCCGUUUGGCCUCCCUGCAUACAUUCGCUCAUGCGAAAACCUGAAACGCUUUUCGUUCACCAACCAGUACAACCAAGAAGAACGCGCGCCUGACGACUGUGACUUUCGAACGGAAUUCUACGAGCCCCUACUGAGCCAGAAGCAUAACCUUGAGGUCCUGGACCUCAAUUACCGUGGGACCGCCUACGAUGAUCUCUACGACCUGCAGGAUGGCCAAGAGGAGCGCUUUCUGGCUCAUCACGUCGAUCCAGAUUACGACCGCUGGAUGGGCUCAUUCGCGGGCUUUGAAUGCCUUAAAGAACUUUCCAUCCGGGCUCCCAAUCUCCUGGACAUCAGGGUUGACCGUACGGCAGCCACCGAUAGCGCUCUUCGCACGGCCCUUAGCGAGUGCCUCCCACGGAGCCUUGAGUGUCUUUCCAUAUCCAUCACCGCGUCCGCGCAGCUCCGCGCUGUCUCGCAGGGACUUAUCGGUGUCUCAGAUGCGCGAUAUGAGAACGUGAGCCAGUUCCCGAAUCUGAGGAAGGUGACCGUGGCGUUCCAAACCGACGACGGGAGGGUGAAAUGCGACCCGAGGCAUGCUAGGGUGAUGGAGGGCUUGAAAUCCCACUUCCGCUCCGUUGACCUCGAGUUCGAGAUUAUCGCGUUGAAGAUCCCUGGGCGGUACCUCUCGUAUCAUAAGAUGGGAUCCAUUUAUGAUGUUCCCGAGGAGGAAGAUGAACGGUCCCCGGAAAUGUGGGACUCCGAUUGGGAACCCGACAUCAAUGAUGUUAUGACCGAGGAGUUCCUCGACUCUGUCAACUACGACUUUGACGCUUAUGUCGAUAUGUGCUGGGCGGAGAUCGAGCGUGUGCAUGGACCAUGA
Molecule: messenger RNA, 3210 nt
Organism: Aspergillus mulundensis
Lineage: Eukaryota; Fungi; Ascomycota; Eurotiomycetes; Eurotiales; Aspergillaceae
Product: F-box protein
Exons: 3
Coding region: 1-3210 (1069 amino acids)
Molecular function (GO): protein binding
Source: RefSeq, a predicted model, not a curated record